AUGGUUGUUCAGGUUAGUAGACUCACACGACACGUGUGCACACGUGGCCAAUACCAUGAUGUUACAUCAUUAGAUAGCUCCUUGAAGACAGGUAUCGGUAGGCGACACCGAUCACUUCCCAGGUUUCGGAUUAUCAGACUACCUCCGCCGGUUCCUGGUGACUUAUCGGGACGAGGGGGAUCAAUAUGGGCCUUCACAGGGACGAUAAGUGGGCAUCUACUGAUAACAGGAAGGGAAGCCUUGAUACAGAGGACUUCAACAUCCAGCCUUUAA
Molecule: messenger RNA, 273 nt
Organism: Nezara viridula (southern green stink bug)
Lineage: Eukaryota; Metazoa; Arthropoda; Insecta; Hemiptera; Pentatomidae
Source: the annotation of a GenBank genome assembly